GCUUGGCACCUCGUGGCUUUCUGGACUAGGCUGCACUUCUUGGAGCAGCUACAGGAUUGCCGUAGGAAGCGUCAAAAAGUCGAGCCCUCCGCAUCAGAGGAGCCCCGCAAGGAGGACAGCAAGGGCCCCUCCAAGGUGUCGCUGAAGCGCCGGUCCAAGAUGGAGGACCCCGUGUGGAUCCGAGCCAACUGGGAGGUCACCAAAGAGCCGACUGCAAAGGGCGAUUGGCUGGUAGAUGG
Molecule: messenger RNA, 239 nt
Organism: Symbiodinium sp. CCMP2456
Lineage: Eukaryota; Dinophyceae; Suessiales; Symbiodiniaceae
Source: the annotation of a GenBank genome assembly